This is a messenger RNA of Zalophus californianus (California sea lion), 7158 nucleotides long. RefSeq names its product molybdenum cofactor synthesis 2 (gene MOCS2). The record is from RefSeq and is a predicted model, not a curated record. The coding region runs from base 517 to 1086 and encodes 189 amino acids. The transcript is spliced from 7 exons. NCBI's taxonomy places the organism in Eukaryota, Metazoa, Chordata, Mammalia, Carnivora, Otariidae. Gene Ontology annotation, cellular component: cytosol. Gene Ontology annotation, molecular function: molybdopterin synthase activity. Gene Ontology annotation, biological process: Mo-molybdopterin cofactor biosynthetic process.
GGAUCCUCAUCGAAGCCACCUUAGUUGAGUCUUUCGUCCGGUGCCGCGCCCACUACCACCAGUGUUGCCCCUCCGGGCUGCGGAGGCUUUACUUCGGCUGCCUGAAAGAAGGUCAAGUUCUGUCCGCGAACUCUUGGUCUCCGAGGUCACGGCGUCAGAGGUUUCUAAAGGCACCCUCGACUUCGCCCCCAUGCUUCUAUGAUUAUACAUUUUGGCAAAGACAGUUUUCAAGUUCAUGCAUUUAACUAAGAGUUCUUGUGAAAAAAGGUGCUUCGUAUAUGCAUUUGCAAACCCUUGAUUAUUUGCAAACCUCUAUUUCGUAGAGCAUAAUUUGCACACUGGCACAGGUUGAAGUGUUAUAUUUUGCAAAAAGUGCUGAGAUAGCAGGAAUUCGCUCGGAGACCAUUUCUGUGCCACAGGAAAUAAAAGCAUUGCAGCUGUGGAAUGAGAUAGAAGCACGACAUCCUGGAUUGGCUGAUGUCAGAAAUCAGGUGAUAUUUGCUGUCCGUCAAGAAUAUGUCGAGCUUGGAGAUCAACUCCUCCAGCUUCGGUCGGGGGACGAAAUUGCCAUUAUCCCCCCCAUUAGUGGAGGGUAGUGGUCAUGAGCCACUUGGGGAAGAUCUGAAGGAAGUUGAAGAGUCAGCUAAGGAGAUAAUAAAAUUCACCACUGAGAAGCUGUCCAUAGAUGAAGCCUCACAGUUGGUGAUUUCUCCACUCUGUGGUGCAGUAUCCCUGUUUGUAGGGACUACAAGAAAUAACUUUGAAGGGAAAAAAGUCAUUAGCUUAGAAUAUGAAGCAUAUCUCCCAAUGGCAGAAAAUGAAAUCAGAAAGAUCUGUAGUGACAUUCGGCAGAAAUGGCCAGUCAAACACAUAGCAGUGUUUCAUAGACUUGGCUUAGUUCCAGUGUCAGAAGCAAGCAUUAUCAUUGCUGUGUCCUCAGCCCAUAGGGCUGCAUCCCUCCAAGCUGUGAGCUAUGCCAUUGAUACUUUAAAAGCCAAGGUGCCCAUAUGGAAAAAGGAAAUGUAUGAAGAAUCAUCAUCAUCUUGGAAAAGAAACAAAGAAUGCUUUUGGACAGCCAGUGAUUAAGUCACACUUUUUUUUAAGAAUACUAAAAUUAAAUUUGGUAAACCUCUGUCUUUAACCAUAAUUUGAUUUUUCUUUCCCAGAAGUUAGGAUGGUUUAAUGAAGUACAGUCUUAUGUUACACCAGUAACAUGUUGCAAAAGGGAGACAAAAAGCAAGUGGGUGUUCAGGAUGAACCAGAGAUAGAGGAAAGGCUUUAGGGAAACAGCGGGAGAGUAAUUGAAAUGUGAGGGAAGAUGUCGGUGGUAGACAUAUUCUUCCAUGAAGUAGGAAGUUCAGAUUACUUAAUGUUUUAAGUGUUUUCCAAUGAGAAGCAAAUUGAAAAGGAUUUUAUUUUCUUUGAAGGUAAUAGUAGAUGGUCAGUGAAUGAAGUACUUUGUGAUUUUAUGGAUGGUUUUGUCCUUUGAAUAUGAUAUUAGAGUCACAAUAUAUUUCAGUUUGUUGUGAGAAAUAGUGGUCAAGAAGCCAGUACUUUGAGUCUUGAUCUCCAGUCCCUGAGCGAACCUAUUGGAGAAUUUGCAAACAGAUUCCUGGAUGUCUUUCCAUUUUCCACUGCCACAUCUCUCAUCCAAGCCAGCACUCCAUGUCUCUUGGACUGCUGCUGUGGCCUGCUGACAGUCCCCUGCUGCCGUUCUGCCUCCCACUGAGUCACUGCAUCCUCCUUGGAACCUUCUGAGAGCCAGUCCCAAUCCCAGAACACCCACUGUCCUCUCCGUGGCUUACAGUCUGUGAUUGGGCUCCCGCCUGCUCCUCACUUGCUCCAGGCGCCCCUGCUUUGCUGUGGCUGGUCUGCAACAAGCUUAGUUUGUCGUAGGGCCCUUACUUGUUCCUUUGUCUAGAAUGCUCUUCCUCCAGGUAUUCCCACAGUCUGCUUCCUCACUUGAUAUCAAUCCCCAGUUACGUGUUAUCUCCUCACAGAGCCUUCUCUGGCUAUCCUAUUUCAAACUGGAGUCCUGGUCCCUUACUCUGCUUUCUAUCUUGUUGUGGCCCUUAAUGCUACCUGAUGGACUAUAUCUGUUAGUUUUCUCCAUCACUAGACUCUAGACUUUCUCAAGUAAGGGGGUUUCUGUCAAAUGUCCCCACCACUACCAGGCACUGGAAAGUGCUGUUGGUGCAAAGUAUUGUGCCCCAGAUUAAACACACCUGGCACAUGUGUAGCUGUUGUGUGAAGGUAUCUGGCUGAAUGCAUGAGUGGGUGGGUUUCCGCUCUGCUCCUCCCCCACUCCUGGACUGUGACGUCUGCGGAGCGCGGAGGUUGUAAGAGGUCUCUUGAGGCGGGAGUGAUCUGGGAUGUAGUUAGUAGCUGACCCGGCAGAGGGCAGCAGAGCCAGCAAUAGGAGCAGCUUGAGUCAGAUGCUCCUUUUCUUUUGCCUAGAACCAAAAUUUCAGUUUAGUUAGCCUUUUUCUUUAAGUUAGGGUUGGAGUGGUUCUUAGAUGAAAAGUAGUGUCUGGCUUUGAGGAAGAUUAUUUCCAGGGCUUAAUUGGUACCCGAAUUUAAAAUACUGAGGGGUUAUGAUAGGAUGAGGAUGGGAUUUUUAAAAAUGCUGUUUAUAGUUUUUAAAAAGUGAUGUAGAAUAAGAGGAAUUUUAAAAAUGACUAAAUAUAAAAUUUUCCAAUUUGGGAUAAAGUGGUAGCCUUAAUAUAUAGAUUUGUGACAAAACUAAUGUUCUUUUUCUUCAUAGUUGUAUUUUCAUGUACAAUGCAUACCAGACACACUCACUGGUGGUAGUUCCGUGGUAAGCCGCCCUGACAGCUUGGUUCACCAGGACUGAGAUGGGCAAGGUUGAGGAAGGCGUUUGAGAGGUCACCUGAUCUGGGAAUGGGAGACGUUUGUGCAUCGAUGUAGAUGGAAGCAUGUGCUACCCAACCUUUGCAUUAAUGUGCCAUCUGUACAGUGAAGGCCAGUCGGUAAGCUUGCUCUGUACCUUUCCUAACAAUAACUUCAGCAUAUUUAAUUCUUAAAAUAUUUAAACUCUCCUGCUUACUGCUAAAACAAAAAAAAACCAACCAACCAAACAAAAAACUUCAGAUGACUGCUUUGGCAAGUUGCAACAGUUGGCCAACGUUUUUUCCUCUCUCUUCCAAGCACACAUUUUAUUUCAAGUGAGAAGUUGUGCUUUAGAGCAGUGCUUCUCAGACUUUACUAUGUGAUGUAAUAUGAAUCAUGUGGGGAUCUUGUUAAACUUCCCAUUGGCGUUCAGUAGUUCCAGAUGGCACCUGAGAUAUGCAUUUUGUAAUAGGCUCUAGGUGAUGGAAUGUUGCUUAUCUGUGGACACAUAUUUCGAGGCAAGGUUUUACACCUAGUCCUUAAACCAUGAAGGUAGUUUAAGGUUCUUACAGAACAUCCUGUGGUCACUGCUAGUAAUUUAAGAGAUUAGAUACAUCCUUCCAAUUCUUACUGUUUCAGAACAUGUUCAAGACUCCAUUGGAGUGUGUAAGAUAAAUACAGUGAAAUGAAUAUACAAGCCAUAAAAUUAAAAGUCCAAAGUAAUAUAACUUUAUUUUCAAAGCUAUUUUAAUUAUAAUUCAAUAAUGUGGUAUAAAGAGUGUUUACAGUUAAGUAACACUUUUGCUUGAUUUUCAAAGUUGAGUUUUUUUCAUAUGAAUGUUGAUUACUUUUCCAAUUCAAUUUGUUUCUCAGAAAUGAAUUGUACAAUUAGAUGAACAUGCAUACAUUUUUAUAUUUUUUGUGGAGAGAAAAAAGGCAAAAACCAGUUAAUUACAUCUUAAAGAUUUAUACUUUACAUGAAGGAAAAUAUCCAAGACCGUUUCUCUUUAAAAAAUAUACAAUUCUAACAUAGUUGUGCAAUAUAUACAUUUUUAUUUUGACUUUAUCUGCCAAAAUCCAGUACAGAUGAAACCAUCUUUUUGUAUUUACAUAUGGCUACAUUUUCAUUAAGGUUCAAAGAUGUAGUUAACAUUUUUAUUUCAAAUUUUACCCUCGUGUAUCUUUUACCUUUAGAUGUUUAGCCUUUCAAAUUGUUUAUAAUGGGUAUGCUUAAUGUACAGGAGGGGCAUAAUCGUGAAAAGGCGUGGGUGCGGGUAUUUUCUGUGUGCAAACUGAAAUAGCAAAGAUGGCCCAGGGUGCUCAGUUUGAGGGAUCCUGCUUUCUGUUUAAUGUCUUGAGAUUUUUAAUAUAUUAACUUACAGUUGUAUAUCAGAAUAGAUAAAUACAUUAUAAAAUUAUACCUUUUAUAAUAGCUUUUAGUAUAAUCACUUGUGUGAUUAUGAUAAAUUGGUUUUAGUUUUCAUUUCACAGUUAAUAGAUAACUUCUAUUUUAUAAAAAGAACACUGCCAGCUAGAAAAAAUUUCUUUCUAGUUGGGAGUUCUUUUGCUGCCAAAAUGAAUGAUGCACCAUUUCAAGUCUUAAGGCAGCUUCCUCACAAACUAUUUUACUAUUUUCUAAAUGGCUUAUGUGGCAGCCAUGUAUGAAGCAACUGUUUUUAAUCACGUUCUACAGAUCUUGUCUAUAUACCAUUUAUGAAAUGGAAACUUUAAGAUGGUAUCUUUUAAGCCCCAUAUUAUACUUACUUUUAAAACAAAAGUGUGACUGAAUAGGAAUACAUAACUGUUUAUUUCAAGCAGUGGGUUUUGUUUUAAUUUCUUGGAUAAAUCCUCACCUUUGCUUAAAAGUGCUUGAGAAAUACUCACUAGAGCCCCUGCCUCAAAUUUUGAUCUGAUGACAGAAGUUGCGUAUUUAUAUUUAGGCCACUUGCUCUUAGUGUAGUGGGGUUCUCCAUUGGGGUGAUUUUGCCUCCCAGGAGGCGUGAUACAAUGUCGGGAGAUAUUUUUUGAUUGUCACAUCUUGGGGCAGAGGAUGCUCCAUGCCAGGGAUGCUAAACAUCCUACAAGGCACAGGACAGUCCCCUGCAAGAAUGCAUUACCUGGCCCCUCACGUCAGUAGUGCCUAGGGUAGUAAAUGGUACAGAGACAAGUGGCUAAGUUUUUAGAUUGUAGUAACCCAGCUACUUCAUGGAGACAAUGCUGGCAAGGUAGAUUACCUAAGCCACGGCUUGGCCAAAGCUCUCAAACUCACCGUGGGUUUUAGUGCUUCUGUAAGAAAGUGGGGCAGAGUAAAAAGAAAGGAAUGACCUGCUAGAAUUCUUUGUGUAGCACCCUGAAGAACUAGUAUGUAUAUGUGUACAGUAGUUAGAUGGUUUAUUAAAUACUCUUUAUCAACUUAGUGAUGUUUUUCCUCUACUCUCAAAGAAGUUUUGGACUCAGAGUCCACACCGCUGUUCUAAGAGUUGGGCUCUAGCACAUCUAGAGAAUACCAUGGUUUUGCUAUAAACCCCUGACAUUUUAUGGCUAAUCCCCCCCCGCCCCAGUUUUGCUUUGUCAAAUACAAAAUAAAUGAGUGUAGAUAGCUUGAGAGAGCUCACAGGAGUUGGACCAGGAGGGCAGUCAGGACCAGAUGCGCACGGGCAUAUGCCCGUUUUCAAAGUCAGGUUUUUGGAGGAUUGUAAUUACAAGAAAUCCAGAUCAUAGACUUUUAAAGCUAAAAGCAUUGCUGCUGAACUCCAACCCAGUCUUCCCAUUUUCUUAUGUGGACACUGCAGUGUAAAGAAGCAAAGUGACUUGUCCAAAGCUUUAGGUAUGCAGUUUCUGACAUGAAAUAGUCCCUCUGCCUUUCUCCCAGUCCCUCCUGGAGAAUGUGUGGGCUCAGAAACAAAGUGCGGAAGGAGAAAUGGGUGGUAUAUCCCCAAGACAGUUCAUGUACAUCAGUGACUGGGAUGCUUGUUAAAAAACAGACUAAUGGGUUUCAUCCCUGUCUGACCAAAUAAAUGUCUCAGGAGUUGGGACCAAAAGGCUACCUAGGGAUCAGACUUGCCCAGGUGGCAGUCAUUCUUCUGGAAGUUUAAGUCCUCCAGCAACACAAAAACACAGAGGGUAUAACUGCCAAUUUGGUGCUUUCCAAUAUCUCCUUGUAGUUUCUUGCAAAUUCCCGUGUUGUUUUUUUCUUUUUUUUUUGCUUCUUUACACUGCCUGAAAUUCCAACAAUUAGAAAUUCACUCUGGCUUAUUUUUCUUACUUGUUUACCAAUAAAUAGCUCCCUGGAGUUAAGGAGAUUAUUCACAUAAGUAUGUGAGAUGAUUUUUCUUCCUCAUACCUGGUGUGGAGCAGCUGCCCCCAAGGAAUGGGAGACUGGGCCAAGGGCCAAGGGAAGGUGGUUAACUCUGGAUGACUGGAUAGGAAGGCGUGCCUCAGGGAGCUUCUAGAAGAUGGGGGCACCAGGAGGUGGGAGAGUGGCUUAGUCCGGAAGGAGAAAGGAUGCCGAAGAAAUUACUCAUCUUCUGAAAAUUCAAACUAGGUCCCUGCCAGGCAGUCAAGUUAGUAAGUUGGGCAUCCUGAAGGAGAAAGGCAACUUCCUACUUCCUAUAGCAUAGGCUGGGCCUCUAGCAGAUAGGAUUUUACCAUAAACAUUGUGAUAUUAAUGGAUUUUAAACAAAGUUUUGUGCUUUGGCCUCUAAACUGCUACCCCCUCUCCACCCUUAAAUGGAAGUUUUUUCUCCAGAAAGCAUACUCUGGGCUCCUACCAGGUAUCCAGGCAUGUUUUGGUAAGUACAUCCUAGCAAACAAGGGACUGAGAAGGCAGCUGCAGGCUGACAACAGCAAAUUUUACCCUACUUUAUUAAGAAAAUUAUCACUUUAACUUCUGUGGCAGCUUUGGAUGAGCAGCAUAAGUUGAAAACCUGUUGUUUUCUCCCCAUCAACAUCAAUAGCCAAGCUAAUUCUGUAUCUAUGCCAAGUCCUUCCACUUUUGUUGUUACUGUUUAAAAACAAUCAUUUUCAAUGAUUGGGGUUCCCCCCCAAUUGGAGAAAGGUUAUAUUUUUCUUUAAGACUUCUCAUGUUUGUAAGCAUUUCAUUUUUCUGAAACAAUGCACAUUAUAAUGUAAACUCUGGACCAGCCAAUGGAAAGAUACUUUUCCCCCCAUAUAAAAUAAGUCUUUUACCCUUUAUAGUCCUAGCCACCGCCCCCCCAUUUCUUCUUUCCAAACUGACCUGCAGUUUUUGUAAAAUAUCAGGCUAGUUUACCUAUUACACAUAAAACACUGGGAUUUAAAAAAAAAAAA